Molecule: messenger RNA, 11547 nt
Organism: Xyrauchen texanus (razorback sucker)
Lineage: Eukaryota; Metazoa; Chordata; Actinopteri; Cypriniformes; Catostomidae
Product: pecanex-like protein 1
Exons: 33
Coding region: 1789-8478 (2229 amino acids)
Cellular component (GO): membrane
Source: RefSeq, a predicted model, not a curated record
CGACACUGGAACUUAGGGAGCUCAUAUUGUGGACUUUUUUCCGCUGGCGUUAUCACAGUGGCCCUGGACUGUACGACGAAAUGGCUGAUGCGGUGACCACAUAGAGAUAUUUACCGUUGCGUGUUUGUGUUUUUUUUUUUGUAUUUUCCUUUCCGUUAUAAACAGGAAACACUCUGUGCUGUCGUUAGCCUGUGCUAGCUCGCGUUCAGUGUCGUUCUCCUGCGCUUUUCCUGCUUUCAUUUCUGAUCAGGAAUUUACGUAGAGCCCGACGAGAUAAACUAUUAUAUGUUAAGGGUUAAAGAGUGCACUUUCAUCGGACAUUUUCGUUAUAAAACACUCACGCCAAAGUCUGAGAUGUUUUACUGCUGUUUGUAGCAUGUUAGCUGUGUGGCUAGUGAUAUUGGGCUCGAGAGCAAAGAUAUUCGUUAAACAGUAACUCGAGAAACUGUGCAAAAAGAUUGCAUUUAACAUGUACGUCAUUUCUGUUUGUUUUGAUGCUUGGUAGGUUUAUACAUGCUGAUAUUUAAUAGUUCAGCUUUGCGUUUGUCAUGUUAGCGAGGUGGCUGUGUAACUACACGGUUUGUUUAAAGUUCUUAUAAUAUUGGCAGCUCAGUAACAUUUCUUUGUAAGUGUUAUUGUGUGGUUUGCUGUUUAUUUGUUUAUCUUUACUGUCUUUAUUCGGGCAGAAUAUAAUGUCACAACUGUUUUAAGCAAGCUAUCGCACCCAUGCUAAAAUUACCUGAAGUUAAUGGGAAAACUAGACUGCUUUAAAGCUAAAUUCACUGAGACUUUUGCUCUCUCUCUGUUAUGUAAUAUGACUAUUGCUUACUGAGGAUGGUCAAUGAUUUUCUUUCUUUAACUGUAGAGAUUAGCUACUACCAUUCAUAUUGAGAUGAGAUUAUAUGAUAUUGUUGAGAUGGCUAUAGCCCUAGUGUAUAGGGAAAUAAUCAGUCAUUAGUUUAAAAAUAAGGUAGGUUCAUAUUUGCAUAUCGGUUAUAGAUUAAUUGGGAAAGGUUUACAAAUUUGUUAAGAAAAACUAGCAAAAAGUGAUUUUAUGAAAUUAUAUUCUCAGGACUCUGAAGCUGCAUGUUGUUAUUAUUAAGAAUGACAGAAGCAUAUUAAUCCAGUGGUGGCAAGAUCUUCGGCAGUUGUUCAAUGAUAGUAUGCAUAUCUGUAGAUAUCUUUAAAGUUAGUUUAGAUAAGGCCCUUAAGUGAAACCAGUUUGCUACAAAAUAAUUUAUAUUUUCUAAACAAAUAAAUAAACUUAAUAGGUUACCUGUUCUAAAUCUUGAUCAGUUCAUUAAUACAAAUGCCUCAUGCUCCAGAAUCAUUGGCACACCACAGAUUGAAAGGUUGACCAUGUUCAAAAUACUUCAAUCUGAAGUAUGUCAUCAGAACAGUUUGUUUAUUUAUGGAAUUGUGUUUAUUUAAAGUGCUGGAAAAUUUUAAAGAAACCAAACCAAGCAGUUUUGGUGAUCCCUCUGGUAUGAAUGUUUUCAUGUAGCCCUUGGGUCGGUGUUGUGCCAAAAAUUCUUGAUGAACUGCACUGUAAACAGGGGUCUUCUCGAGGAACAUGUGAAUUAUCAGUUGAUACUGAAAGAACACAGAUCAGAUCAUUUUCUGGAUUGUCCCACUCGCUGCUAGUUUUUGGGCAGCCUUUUCAUUUACAAGUCAAACAAAGUCCACCCUGGGUUUUCCAAUGGAAGUACCAAUCUAGAGACUUUGGACAGGGAACUGUAAGAACUCAAAGCACCACACGUCUAGGUUAUCUCAUUGAGAAAUGAUAAAAUGGGCUCUCAAGCUCUUCAGAUAUUACGGCAGGGAGUGUGGGCCUCUCUGACUGGAGGAUGGUAUGUGGACCCUCAUCAGAGUACCUUCUCCAACUGCUUCCACCUCUACCUCUGGAUAUUCCUCUUGGCCUUCCCCUUUCUUCUGUACAUGGCCCUUCCUCCCAGUUUAGUCGUUGCUGGUGUGUACUGCGCAGUGAUAGCAGCCUUCUUCACUGCCAUAAAAGCAGUCAACUUUCGGCUACACACCAUGUUUGACUUGGGUGAGAUUGUGGAGAAGCGGCAGGCCUCAUUCACCACAGACCCCAAGAGAAUGGAAGAAGGGGAGGAAGGCUCAGGGGCUCACGAUGGAAGCCAACACAGGGACAGUGGUGUUGGUGUGGAAAUGACCGUGUUCCGAAAGGUGAACUCCACCCCUCCUGUACGCUGCAGUUCCCAGCAUUCUCUGUUUGGUUUUAACCAGGUUUCGGAAUUUUUACCACAGCUUGAAGACCCUGGAGGCUCAAAGGGUGUGACGCAAUCCUGCAUAGCUAGGGAUUACAGAGGUCUAAUUGGAGUGGGUGAUGUAAUGUCAGCAGGUUUUGGUAGCCUGCACCCAACAAACUGUCCCUCCAUCCCCCCAUCCCCCUCCAGCCAAGAAGAUGGAGAUGAGAAAGAGCAGGUGGAGAACAGAGGUAUGGAGCAUCAGAGAUCUGAGGGGGAGGGGCUCAGGGGCUACUCCCCCCUCCGACCAUCGGCUGAGUCGGAGAGCCUCGGAGAUGCUCCGCUAAGCCCUCUUAUUAAGAGUAGCUUGAGCGAGGAGCUGAGCGAGAACUUGCUGGGUUUGGGCCUAGACCCUGUCACUUUUGCCCCCGGUGCCGGACACCCAGGCAGCCGCACGGGGGUGGCCCUGGCUGCAGGCUCCACUGACAGCUGCUUUAGUGGAGGAGGAGCUGCCACAGACAGAGAGACUCUCAGUACAGUCAGUAGCUACCGCAGCGAGAAAACUGACUCGACCCAGCUUGAGAGCCCCUCAGUGGGUAAGACACAUCAGCCUUUGUCUAAUGCUCCCUCCACAGCUUUGCCUCAAUGUAAAGGGCACUUUCAGCAGCCAGGAGAUGUUCUGCAGGGGAGCAGUGACACGGAUGACCUAUCAGACAGCGUGCUGCUGCGCUCACCCACCAAAGAGCUCUCCUCUGCCCAGGGCCUGGACAGAACUCUGGUGGAGGGAGAGGACCUCCCCCCUUUGCAUACAGACAUUGCACAGCCCUCCUUGCAGGACUCGUCACCAUCUAGCAGUGGGCCAUCUGAUCCAUGUGAUCUUGAUGGAAGUAUCCCGGUACCCCCUCUCCCUCCACCACGACAGGCUAGCUCUGUACCCUCGGGCUUGGCACUUGGCUUGGUAUGCUCAGAGCCUGCUCUGCCUGUUUCUGCCCCAUCAUACCUCCUAGCAGAACCACCAUCACUCCAAGCCCAGCAGCAGGUAGUGCGACCUAAAGAUCUGAAGCUGUUACGUUCUGGAGGCAGUGUGGGUCAUCGCCCCGGCCGCAGGAAAGCUCCGCGCAAACGAGGCACAGCUGGCAGUAGCAGUUUUGACUGUGGCUCCUACCGCCGGCACCACAUCCGUGGCCAACACAGAGACUACAUCCCUGUACGCAGUCGGCUGGGUGCCAAAGCCUACAGUGAGAGCUUGUUUGAGGACUCUACUGAUGAAGAUGAUGGCAGUGACAUGAGUGCCGGCUCUAGUCUGGGCUCCCAACGUCGCUUUAGCUCAGACGAUGAAGACGAUGAUGAAGAUGAUGAUUCAAGCUCCUCUACCUCCUGUUAUUCCCCCGAUCUGGCUAAUGCUUCAGAAACUGGCCCAGUCCCUCAGCUACCUAGCCCUGGAGAGGAUCCUGAUACUGUAGGCUCCACCCAUACUCGUAGUGCUCAGCGCUCAGCCAGCACGGCCAGUGCCAAGACUCAUGCCAGAGUGCUCAGCAUGGAUGGAGCUGGAGGGAAUUCCAACAACACCGGUACCCUUGCCUCUACUUUGCUGCCUUUGCCCCCUUCCUCCACUCCUGCCCCACGUCCUCUUACCAUCUCUAAGUCAGACCUGGAGGCUCGGACAAUGCAUUCAGUGGGCUUCUCCAGGGCCCACCAUAGACUAGACUCCCUUGGAGGCUCCUGGGCUGGGAACCAGACAGGCUGGAGAGCAGGAGAGCUGCUGGAAGAGGGGGCAGUUGGAGGAGCUCUGGCCCCAGAGGAGGGUAGUAAACGGGACUCUGUGAGCAGUGUAAAGAGAGCACAGGCCAUUCGCAGGCGACAUAAUGCAGGCAGUAACCCCACCCCACCCCCUUCUGCCAUGGGCUCUCCGCCUAGUCUUCAGGACCUCCAGAGAGUCCGCACUUCCUCUCACUCUCGUACACGAACGCUCCCCUCUGCUCUGCACUUUGCCGCCUCCUCCCUGCUGCUUCUCCCACCCCGCAGUGGUGUUCAUGAAGCAUCCACCUUUGAUGACACUUCAGAGGGAGCUGUGCACUACUUUUACGAUGAGAGUGGCGUAAAGAGGUCUUACACUUUUGGACCUGCUGGAGGAGGAUAUGAGGACCCUGUGCAGGAGCGUGAACGGCAGUCACAAUCCUCCAGCUUUACCUCCACUGACGUUCAGGAGGUGGCACCAGUUCUGUCCAUGAUGCAACCCAGACCGGUGGUCCUCCAGGGUAUGCAGGUCCGCAGGUUACCCCUAGAUAUGCCAGAGUUUGACCUAGAUCACGAGUCCCCUCAUGAAUCCCAGGAGAACACGCUGAUGAUUGAAGAGAAGGCCAAGCCCAAACAGUAUUACAGAUUCUGGGUGUUGCCAGGAAAGUGGCUUCGAGUUCGUUACGACAGACUGGCAUUGUUGGCCUUACUAGACAGGAAUCGUCGUGUGGGGGAGAACGUGUUUGCAGUGGUGCUGGCCAGCUUAGUGGCUUUCCUCGGCUUCCUGCUACUUCUCCAGGGCUUCUUUAGAGACAUCUGGGUCUUCCAGUUCUGCCUGGUCAUUGCCAGCUGUCAGUACUCUUUGCUGAAGAGUGUCCAACCCGAUGCAGCAUCUCCAAUGCAUGGCCAUAACUGGAUCAUUGUGUACAGUCGACCGGUGUAUUUCUGCCUGUGUUGUGUGCUAAUCUGGGUGUUUGACCUGGUCGGCCACUCAGACAGUGUGCCACCUUUUACCCUCUAUGGUGUCACUUUCUUUUCUGCCCACUUCCUUCUCUAUGCUAGAGACAUGCUCAUAGUCUUUAGCCUCUGUUUUCCGAUCAUCUUCCUGUUCGGGCUUCUACCUCAGGUCAACACCUUCCUCAUGUGCUUGCUGGAACAGGUGGACAUGCACAUUUUUGGUGGAACUGCCACCACAAGCCCCCUGUCAUCAGUCUACAGCUUGUUGCGGAGUUUGUUGGUGGCAGCUCUGGUUUAUGGAUUUUGCCUUGGUGCCAUCAAUGGUCCGUGGGGAGAGGCACAUGUCCCAGUGCUCUUCUCUGUGUUCUGCGGCCUCCUCCUUGCCUUGUCCUAUCACCUGAGCAGGCAAAGCAGUGACCCUACCAUUCUCUGGUCUUUGGUCUGCUCCAAGUUCUUUCCAGAGCUGGAGAGCCGAUCACCAGAGGAGCCCCCACUAGAGAUUAAAGACCCUCUCCCUGAGAAACUGAGCAACUCUGUGAAAGAAUCUCUUCACUCAGACUUGGUUAUGUGCCCUCUUAUGGCUAUUAUCACCUUUGCUAUCAGUGCCAGCACAGUCUUCAUUGCUCUGCAGCCUGCUCUUAGUUUCGUCCUGUACGUCUUGGCUGGUGUGGUAGGGUUCUUUACGCACUACCUCCUACCUCAACUACGCAAACAGCUGCCCUGGUUCUGCUUGGCCCACCCUGUGCUACGCUCCAGAGAGUACAGUCAGUUUGAGGUCCGGGAUGCUGCUCAACUGAUGUGGUUUGAGAAGUUGUACGCUUGGCUGCAGUGUGUGGAGAAAUAUUUCAUCUACCCGGCUGUAGUGCUCAACUCCCUCACCACUGAAGCCCAUACUGUCAGCCAAACCCAUGAUAAACCUGGAGCCUAUGGCCGUGCUCUGUUCAUCUCAGUGGCUGGAAUGAAGCUUCUCCGUUCAUCCUUCUGUGUUCCGUCUCAGCAGUAUGUCACUCUGUGCUUCACCGCCCUCUUCUUCCAGUUUGACUACCCACGCUUUUCUCAGACAUUCCUCCUGGACUACUACUGCAUGUCCAUCCUCUUCAGCAAGCUGUGGGAUCUGCUUUAUAAGCUGCGUUUUGUGCUGACCUACAUUGCACCUUGGCAGAUCACAUGGGGUUCUGCUUUUCACGCCUUUGCUCAACCAUUCGCAGUACCCCACUCAGCCAUGCUGUUUGUGCAAGCUGUGUUCUCAGCUAUCUUUUCCACUCCUCUCAACCCUGUGCUGGGCAGCGCAGUCUUCGUCACCUCAUACACCCGGCCUGUGAAAUUCUGGGAAAGAGACUACAACACCAAACGAGUGGAUCACUCUAACACACGCCUUGCAACACAGCUUGACCGCAACCCUGGUGCUGAUGACAACAACUUGAACUCUAUCUUCUAUGAGCAUUUAACACGCUCUCUACAGCACUCGCUUUGUGGGGACCUGCUGCUGGGCCGCUGGGGAAUCUACAGUACAGGGGACUGCUUCAUCCUGGCCUCAGACUACCUCAACGCUCUUGUACACAUCAUUGAGAUCGGCAAUGGCCUCGUCACUUUCCAGCUCAGAGGCCUUGAGUUCAGGGGGACAUAUUGUCAGCAGAGGGAGGUGGAGGCAAUCACUGAAGGGGUGGAGGAAGAUGAAGGGUGCUGCUGUUGUGAACCGGGUCAUCUCCCCCACAUGCUUUCCUUCAACGCAGCAUUUGGCCAACGCUGGCUGGCAUGGGAGGUGGCUGCCACCAAAUAUGUGCUGGAGGGCUACAGCAUCAGUGACAACAACGCUGCUUCCAUGCUUCAAGUGUUUGACCUUCGUAAGAUUCUCAUCACGUAUUAUGUCAAGAGUAUCAUCUAUUAUGUAAGCCGGUCACCCAAAUUGGAGGAGUGGCUGGCCAAUGAGUCAGUGCAGGAAGCAUUGCGGCCCUGCCUUAGUCCUUCCUAUGUGGACAGCGACCCCACCUUCAGCCUGAACAUAGAUGAAGACUAUGACCACCGAGCAUCAGGCAUCACUCCCUCCUCCUUCUGCCUGGUUUACCUGGAAUGGAUCAAAUACUGCAACAGCCGCAGACAAACGCCGGUCGUGAGUGAAAAAGACUCCCCUCUGGUCACACUCUGUUUUGGGCUGUGUAUUCUGGGCCGUCGAGCUCUUGGUACUGCCUCCCAUAGCAUGUCAGCCAGCUUGGAACCGUUUCUCUAUGGCCUUCACGCUCUGUUCAAGGGUGACUUUCGCGUCACCUCUCCCAGAGACGAGUGGGUUUUUGCAGACAUGGAUCUGCUGAACAGGGUGGUAGCUCCAGGUGUUCGGAUGUCCCUCAAACUGCACCAGGAUCACUUCACCUCUCCUGAUGAGUAUGAGGAUCCAGUGGUUCUGUAUGAUGCCAUCACGGCUAAUGAGGAGAAGAUGCUGAUCUCUCAUGAGGGUGACCCUGUGUGGCGCAGUGCCAUCCUGGCCAACAUGCCUUCUCUGCUGGCUCUCCGCCACAUCAUGGAUGAUGGCAGUGAUGAGUACAAGAUCAUCAUGUUGAACAAACGCUUCCUAAGCUUCAGAGUCAUCAAGGUGAACCGAGAGUGUGUGCGUGGGCUAUGGGCUGGGCAGCAGCAGGAGCUGGUCUUCCUCCGAAACCGGAACCCUGAGCGUGGCAGCAUCCAGAAUGCCAAGCAAGCCUUGAGGAACAUGAUUAACUCGUCUUGCGACCAGCCCAUCGGGUACCCCAUCUACGUGUCCCCCCUCACCACCUCUUACGCCGGGGCCCAUGCCCAGCUGCGCUCAGUCUGCGGAGGUCCCAUCAGCCCCCGCAACAUUUAUAUUUGGUUCAUCAGCAGCUGGGACAGGCUUCAGAAGGGUUGUGGUGCCGGCUGUAAUAGUGGGGGUAAUAUUGAGGAUUCAGACUGUGGGGGCGGCUCUACCUCCAUCACUAACAACCCUGCAGUUCAUCUUCCCCAGAGCACAGUGCCCAGCAUCCCUCUGCCUCAUCCCACAACUGUACAGCCCUCAAUGGGGACUGACAACCCCGUUGGACCAUCUUGGCCUUUGCAUCCCCAGCCUCUUCCACUUGCCCUGCUUAGCCAAUCAGAGGGCAGGAUGGAUGCAGGGCUUGUUAGCUCCUUGCAGCGUACCACUUCCAUCCAUGGGCUUUUGGGAGGGCCACUAUCUAGCUCCCAGCUGUCUUUCAGUGGCUCAGUGGCCCUACCACCUGCAGACCGCUUUUGCCCCAGUAGCCUGCAGGACAGCUGUGGCCACAGGGUGUCUCAGAGGGGCCUGAGCUUAGGUCAUGGCAGCGGGCUGCCCUAUGAAGCCCUGUACACUAAAUGGAGUAUAUCAGGAAGGAAGGGAUUCAACGGACCUGCUGCAAUGGAUGGGGACAGUUCAGCAUCACAGAACAUGCGCACAAAGCCUACACUGCCUGUCCUCCCCUCUGAUGUCAGCCCAACCCUGGAUCCAAUAGGAGCUGGUUUACACUCAGAGACUACUCCCCUUACAUCAGACUCUCCCAGUGCACGGGAUAUGUCUACAGAACUGCCUUUACUUGAGCACCUACGCUGAGCCUGCACAGAGACUAACCUGCAUAGCAAGACUAGUACAGCUGGGAUCAGCCCAUGGUCAUCCUAGCCAACCUCUCUUUGACCAGAUGGAGAGAGCUGGAAGGAAUUCCCCAGUACAGAGUCUAGCUGACCUUCUCAAUGUCUUUUAGGAUGAAAGCAUCUUCAGUUCUGGAUAUUUUUGGAUGUUUCUUGCAAAUCUUCUGAUAUGGAAGCACACCAGAAAAGAGUGCCGCGUAUGUUCCUUUUGCAUUUGUGCCCCGGUAAGGUAUACCAAGUAAUAAACUUUUGUCUCCUUGGACAGAGCUUUUCCAAAGCUUCUUUGGCUGCUGUUUUGGCCUCCAGGCUUCUAAGCCAAAAAUAGUGGCCAGUAAGUGCAAUCUGAAUGGAUUUCCUUUAUUUUUCUUCUUGAAAUUGAGGGUCAGGUCAUUCAAAUCAGUGCAAAUCCGUGACCUGUACACCCACCAGCAGUAACAAAAGAGAACUCUCCUCUGUAGCAGCCUUAAAUGUACCCAAGCUUCUGUCUUUCCCCUCAUGCAUCCAGUCCAUAUAUGUUGCUAAAGCCUUAAGAUGACCAAAAGUUGGGCAUCGGCUGACUUGUGCAAAGGAUUUCUCUUAAUUUAAGCCAAGAGUUGAGGCUUAUCACCACAUCUCAGCCACUGUCCUUUCAAGACCAAAGGACUUGACUCCCCCUCACUGAGCCUGCAGUUCAUAGCUCACAAAUUCCACAAAGACAUUCGAUUAGAGUUCAGCUUCAACAGUCCAUCAGAUAGCUUGUCAGUGUUGGGGUAAAGUGUAGAAGAAUUCAUCAGCACAGAAGUGGUCAUCAAAUGCUGGUUGGCCACCAAAUUGUCUUUUAAUAAUUUUUUACAGAAAUUAUCUUUUCUUUGGCCUGGAUGAGGGUAUUUAUUUAUUUCUUUAUCUCAUAAUUCAUCACCCAAAAUGACAACUUUCUAUUCUGUUCCCAGCUACUCCCAAGCAAAUGAGCUCUGAACAUGGUAUAGUGUGGAAGCGCACAUGAGGGCUUCCUGGCCUCCUGCUUUCCUGCUGCUGUGAGCACCUGCAAUGUGUCCCCCUCUACUGCAAUACUACUGCUACUGCAGCACCCCCUCUACUACUAAUAGAACUAACCAAAUUACUGCUCCUUUUGACUUCUAAACUCCAGCUCUUCUAGUUGGAAGAGUUUGAGGGGGGAAAACAAUAAUAUACUGAUUAUAAAGACAGAGAUAACAUAUUUAUUUGAUUCCUGGUCUCAAAUGGAGAUAGAGUGGCUGGGUUUGUUGAUUGUCAUGUGCUGACACUAGUUGGACGUGUACUGAGAUGAUGCUCUGAUUUCAAAUGUACCCUCUGCCCAACCCCCUUUUUCUUGAAACCACCUGAUGUAAUGAGUUUAUUCGGUGUCUAUUUUCCUCUUAUUUUGCAUGUAAUACAAAAGUUAGACGUCAUGGGCGAACAAAUCUCUGAUGUGUACUGCCGCUAAAACAAACAUAUCAAAUCCUUCAGUCAAACAAUGUACGACUGGUAUCAUGCCUGGAAUAGCUACACUGUAUCUAUUUAAAAGAGCUUGACAUAUCCCAUGAGCUGUUUUAAAGGUUUUCAGAUUCAGAGGUGGUAUGUAAAUCAGGGAUGGUUCUUCCAAAAAUGAAAGUUUCUGUAAUUUACUCAACCUCAUGUCAUUCCUAACCUUUUAGACUUUUUGAAACCCAAAAAGAGAGGGUUCAGUCACCAUUUACUUCCAUUACAUGGCAGAAAAAGGUGCAAAGAAAGAAAGUGAAUUGUGACUGAAGAUGACAUUUUGCCUAAUGUCAGUGUUGUUCCACAGAAGAUAGUCAUACAGGUUUGGAACAACAUGAAUGUCCAUAAAUUAUGACAAUUUUGGGUAAACUGUCCCUGUAGAACUCUUUUGUGAUGGCCAAGCUGUACUCUUAACUGGCUUUUGGCUUGUACAUUGGUAUGGUUUGAGAGUCAGUAAAUGGGGGGCCUCCAUGGGAAAAUGGUGCCUUAGAAUUUGUCAGUGUUCAGGUAGAAAAGGAUUAAAGAACUUAAUCAUGAGCUGUUUGUGGUUGAAUUAACACUGGUGCCAGUAGGUUCUCGUCUGCAAUUUGGGUUUCUGAUUGCAAUCGUCAUAAUGAUUGUUUCAUGUAAAAAAAAAACAAAUCCUGAUCAGCCCAAUUACACUAAUUUUCUAAUGCUGAAUCUGAUUAAAAUAGAUGUAAUCCUGCCUGAUACACAUGAAGAGACAUAUUUGUGAUUUAGUCUGAUGAGUGUGUACUGUUGGCACUCCUUCCCGCUCCCACUCAAAUAAUCAUGUUCAUUUAUUCAUGCUCUCAUGUAAACCAUUGAUUUUGAAUACAUUUAUAACACUGCAAAUAUAGAGUUGGCCUUUCAGCCUCACACACAGACUAAUAUUACAAGUUGUUUGAACACUAGACAAGAGGUCUGCUUAACCUAGUCUUUUCUCCAAUCUCUGCACUCUUUCUAGGCUAUUUCAGAUUUUAACUGUCCACUUCUCUCCAGCCACACACACAUGGGACCUUUUCCAUUAGACUUUGAACUGCUAGGGAGUGCUUGGCUUGAGUGAGGACUGGGCAGAGGCUGACUGACAAUCUGUUUUUUUUUCAUCAGGACCAUUUCUUUGGGCGUCAUUUCUUAUAUUUAGGGGUAUUUUUCCAAAGCUACAGGGUGUACUUUUCUUACUGGGAGAAAGCACAAGUUACUGGAUCAUCUUGGGUGUUGGUGAUUUAAAGGGAUCUAACCAAUCUCUGCCAUAUAUGUACAUCAUUAUUUGUGUGUGUGUAUAUUUUUUCAAUGGAAGACACUACUUUGGGUCUUAGGGGAGACAUGCUUCAGUGUAUCUGCUUGCGGAGAGGUCUGGCACUCAACAUAGAAUCAUGAAGUUUGGGGAAUAAAUCAGUUAAUACUGCUUUUGCACAACUAUUGUAAAAUAGUACACAUCCUUUUUUUUAUUAUUUUUAUUUUUAAAUCUUAUAUUUAAAAACCUAUUCAAAGUUAUGUACAGUUUUUUUAUGACUUUUUUUUUCUUCUAUUUAAAUUAAAGCUUUUUUGUGUCAUU